Messenger RNA from Microthlaspi erraticum, 762 nucleotides. Lineage: Eukaryota; Viridiplantae; Streptophyta; Magnoliopsida; Brassicales; Brassicaceae. The record is from the annotation of a GenBank genome assembly.
AUGGGUGAGCUGCCUACGUACCUCCAGGGAAGGAGGAUCAAGCCUGGACGUAGUUCGCGGGGUGGAGAUACCUCGGAUGAGAUUGUUUUAACGAAGUACCGUUUCAGGAGGAGAGUAAUCUCCUCUUCGAGAGUAGCAAAGGUUAACGCGCAGCGAAGUGCAUCAUCGAGUGAUACAGGAGGUCGAACGAUUAGUUCUUCUCUGAAUUUCGAUUUGUACCACAGGUUGUUUCGGAAGGCUAGUAGAGCUACUGCCUCGUUAGGGUUUUCGAUCUUAGCGAUGAUUGCUUUGAAUCUAUUGACCGUUGCGAACCAAUUUUUAGCUGGUCCGGCUAGGUUUUCAACAAAGAGUUGGCAGCAAGCUGCUUCUAUCUCUUCGGAGAAAAUUGAGCUCGAAGUAUUUCGAGAUAAAGAGCUCGGAUAUAAGCUCGUGGAUCGCUGUUACCAGAGUAUUCUGGGAUACAUAGCUUGUAAGUAUCGCGCAGACGGGUUAGCGAUCCUGGAUGAGAAGGGAGUUUGUUGUGUCUCCCUGAUUACUUUGUCGAUAUCCGGAAUCGAACUCAUUGUUUGGUUAAACGUUGAGUUCGCUUGCCGGAAUGCGAGGUUUGUUUGGUCCUGGAAUCUUUCGAAAGAUUCGCAGUCCAAAAGGUUUCGCGGAUCGACAGGAAUCCGAUUAGCUGGAAUCGGAUGGGAUAGAGCUCGAUUUGACGAGCUGUUUGCUUUUGUCAAUCGAGCUAGAUCUGUCGGAUCGUUUGCUCUAUGA